Gasterosteus aculeatus aculeatus (three-spined stickleback) is the source of this 2148-nucleotide messenger RNA. It is a transcript of the gene tdh, whose product is annotated as L-threonine dehydrogenase. Gene Ontology annotation, molecular function: L-threonine 3-dehydrogenase activity. Lineage: Eukaryota; Metazoa; Chordata; Actinopteri; Perciformes; Gasterosteidae. The record is from RefSeq and is a predicted model, not a curated record. Gene Ontology annotation, biological process: L-threonine catabolic process.
UAUAGCCGGAGAGCGCAGCUGAUGCAACAACGGCCGGAGAUAACACGAGCAUCGCCCGCAACGGAGAGCGCUGCAGCCCGAGAGGAGGACUCAUCUCACCGCCCGAGACACUCAGACACCACUUUCUACUGCGUCUUUUGUCCUGAAGACUGACCGGUACCAGCAUGCCUGUCAUCAGAUCCCUCUGCAAGGUGGCCAAGCAGGCGCUGCUCGGCACCCCGGGGUGCGGCUGCCAGCCCCUGACAGUGGCCGUGCGCAACAUCAGCUUCUCCCCUCGGCAGGUGACUUCUGAUGCCAGCUUCCACUCCGUGUCCUUCUCCGAAACGGACCACCCCAAGGUGCUCAUUACAGGCGGCCUGGGGCAGCUCGGGGUGGGGCUCGCCAAAAUGUUGAGGAAGCGGUUUGGAAAGGACAACGUCAUUCUGUCCGACAUCAGGAAACCUCCAAGAAACGUUUUCCACAGCGGCCCCUUCAUCUACUCGGACAUCCUGGACUACAAGAACCUGCGGGAGAUCGUGGUGAACAACCGCAUCACCUGGCUGGUUCACUACAGCGCCCUGCUCAGCGCCGUUGGAGAGGCUAACGUCGCCCUCGCGCGCUCCGUCAACAUCACCGGGCUCCACAACAUCCUGGACAUCGCCGCGGAGCACGGCUUGCGCCUGUUUGUCCCGAGCACCAUCGGCGCCUUCGGCCCCACCUCCCCCCGCAACCCCACACCGGACCUCUGCGUGCAGAGGCCGCGCACCAUCUACGGCGUCUCCAAAGUCCACGCCGAGCUGAUGGGCGAGUACUACCACCACCGCUACGGCCUGGACUUCCGCUGCCUCCGUUACCCGGGAAUCAUCUCGGCGGACUCCAUGCCGGGUGGCGGCACCACAGACUACGCCGUCCAGAUUUUCCACGACGCGAUCAAGAGCAGCAAGUUCGAGUGCAACUUGAAGCCCAGCACGCGGCUGCCCAUGAUGUACAUCGACGACUGCUUGCGCGCCACGCUGGAGGUGAUGGAGGCGCCGGCCGACACGCUGAGCAUGAGGACCUACAACAUCAACGCCAUGAGCUUCACCCCCGAGGAACUGGCCCAGGAGCUCCAGAAGCAGAUGCCCGAGCUGCAGGUCACGUACGACGUCGACCACGUGCGCCAGGCCAUCGCCGACAGCUGGCCAAUGAACUUCGACGAUUCCAACGCACGGAAGGACUGGGGCUGGAAGCACGACUACGACCUGCCGGAGCUCGUCCAGACGAUGCUCAACUCCUUUGCCGCCGAGUCGCGGAUGGCCGGCGCCAACUGAGGCCUCCGGAUGUGCGUCCGAGUAUUCUUUGUACAUAAUGUAAAGACUCACCAAAGAGGAUAGAGGAGCUUGGCCUGUACAUAGUCGUUGUCUCGCUUCUCUCGGUGAAACCAGAAGGGCUCUGCGUGCCUGCCGAAGGGCGACCCCUGUGUUCAGGUCAGCGCGGCCAAGGCCAUACCGCUCCUGUUCGUCUUCUCCCGCUGUGCCCCCCCUUGUUUCUCUGCUUGGGGAGCGGUUUGUCAGGGGGAGAUUUCGUCAGGGAUAAAAGAGAAGGUGACUUACACUACUUUUGCAUUGUUGCAAAAAUCUAUUCAACAAACUCUGAAUGUUGCAUUUUGUGUUUGUUAACUGUUUCCACCAGUUUUCUUUCCAAAUCAAAUUCUAAAUGUGUUAAAUUCAGGUAUUCUGGGUCUAAAGUUCCUGGGUUUGAAAUCAAGUAAGUUUGUGUUGAGAGUACACGAGUUGUGUAAUUUACCAAAUAUUCAGAAGUAAAUAAGUCCAAUCAACUGCGGGGGCGAUUUCUGAUGACGUGAAUCUGCAUUUCCAGCAGUGUGGAGCAAAAAAUAUUUUUUUGUUUAUUCGCCGUACAAUUAUUUAUUUUGUCUAUUGGUUUUUAAACGUGUGGGAGCUCCACUUAGUGUUCCUGGUCACUUUUAACAUUUAGCUUUUUCAUCCACUUUGUGGGAUUAUUUUGACACAAAGGGGGAAAAUUACGCUGUAAGCCACAUUUUACAUUCGGCCACGUUUGUUGGUUUCUGUAUUUCAACUUUUUAUUUGACUGUAAGUGGUUUCCAUUUGACGUCUGUUCUUUCGAUCACACAACGGGCUCUGACAAUAAAACAUUUUCCUCUCACCUCUA